AUGGGUGUUAGUAACUACUACAAGAUCCUGAAGGUGAAUCUCAAUGCCACAUGUGAGAGGGCGAGGAAGGGGUUCAAGAGGUUGGCGAUGUUAUGGAACUCAGAUAAGAACAUUAAUCAACAACUAUGCGACCCAACUAUGAUAGAAGAGGCUGAGGUCAAGAUCGAGCAGAUUCCUGAGGCCUAUGGCUAUGAAAUGCUCUGCGACCCAAAGAAGCGCGUGAUCUGUGAUUUCCGCAGAAGCCGCAAUCCCGUUGUGGUGGUCGAGUACAACUUGGAGUGCACCCUUGAACAACUUUACAAUGGUUGCAGAAGGAAGGUGAAGAUCAAAAAUGUUGUUCCUGAUCAAUUAUUCCGGUAA
Lotus japonicus is the source of this 360-nucleotide messenger RNA. RefSeq lists its product as uncharacterized. Gene Ontology annotation, molecular function: protein-folding chaperone binding. The transcript has a single exon. Lineage: Eukaryota; Viridiplantae; Streptophyta; Magnoliopsida; Fabales; Fabaceae. The coding region runs from base 1 to 360 and encodes 119 amino acids. Gene Ontology annotation, cellular component: cytosol. The record is from RefSeq and is a predicted model, not a curated record.